Messenger RNA from Naegleria lovaniensis, 1746 nucleotides. RefSeq lists its product as uncharacterized. Bases 1 to 1746 code for a protein of 581 amino acids. The transcript has a single exon. Lineage: Eukaryota; Heterolobosea; Eutetramitea; Acrasida; Naegleriidae. The record is from RefSeq and is a predicted model, not a curated record.
AUGCAAUCACCACUUCGCUUGAUCCAUCCAACUCCCUCAGGGACUAGUCUCGGAAUGUGUGCCACCGCUUCAUCGACCUCCUUUAGCACACUCGAUAGUGACGAUGAAGGACACACUCAUCCCCAACCGUCAACAACCCUCAUUGCACACAACCAUCCUUUAACUCUCCAAUCAUUGGCCACUCCUGUCAUGGUUCCAGUCUCUCCAUCGUCAGAACCCAAUCCAACACCAUCCGUUCCAUUGUUAUUCACAAAUUCCAUGAAACCACCAUCAGGUACUUUGGACAUUCCAUCAGCAGCAGCGGAUCCAAGUACAGGUUCUUUUGCAUCAUCAUCAACCAUUCCAGUUCCUCCUCCUCCACUUCCAAGUACAAACACAACAACAACCACAUCAACAUUUCAACCACUACUUCCUAAACAAUCCUCAAAGACUUUUAACAAGGCAGCUCUCAAUAUUCAAAUUCCUCCUCCCACUCCUCUACCAAUGAAUUUUCGAGUGAUCCAAUCUCAACCCACCAUGAAUCCUAAAACGAAUAACGAAUUGAGUUGUAGUAGUAGUAGUAAUCUCUCAUCGGUUUCAAGUGUGAGUUCUCCUUCGACAGUGUACAGUGUUAUUGGUGGAGGAGCAUCUCGACCAACCAUAGAAUCUGGACUUAUUGAGAAUAUUACUUCAAAAAAGAAGAGAGGAACCACUCGAGAGAAUAUCAUUCUCAUGGAUUCGAUUUUACGAGAACGUAGAGACAUUUUCUAUGCCAUGUUAAAUAAUGUCUCAAAAAUUAGAAUUUACAGAAAAAACAAAUCGAAAAAGAGUAAGACAACAACAAAGCCGACGGAUUCAACGUUGGUUCAAGGAGGAGGAGGUACAGCAACAACAACAAGUCAUCCUCUCACAAGUGUUUUAUCUGAUCGUCACCAUGCAUCCGUUGUAACAACAACAAUGAGUCAAAAAAAGAAAUCCUCAUCUUCCAUUGAUACUGGAAAUGAAUAUGUUGUGAAAUUAAAUAAUGGACUCAAGUGUGAAGCAUAUGAAAAGAGCACGACUGAAGAAAUGGAACUCUAUGGUCACAAACGACAAUUUAAAAUCUCCAUGUACUACACACAAAAUGAAAUGGAUCGUGCAGAAUCAGACAUGAUGGAUCCAAGUCCAUUGAUUCGUGAGGAUCGAUUUACAUUUCUUGAUCAACUUCGUGGAUUGAAACCAAGUAUUCAAACCUAUCGAGUGAUUGAUCUUGUUCAUCCCUAUCACUUGUUUACGACUGAAUUGGAAAUCAUUGAACCAAAAUCAGGCCGUUUGUUGGGUCGAGUGUUAAAAAAGACCUUAUUGAAAACACAUUAUUUGAUUCAAACAGUUGAAGGCAAGAUGGAGAACGACAAGCCCAAAUAUAAUACUCUGUUCACAUUGUACAAACAAAAGAAGAAAGAACACCAUUCGAGGGGAAAGGAAGAUGGAGUGAAAAAAACAACACUGCCUUCAUUGGUGAGCAGCACCAACGGUCACACCACAAACACUGUGGUUGAAACAGCUCAGACGAAGAAGCUUCAAAAAGUGUUGGACUUUUUCGUAGUAUUUAACUUGAACGAAGAUGUUGUUGCAACCAUUACAAGAAAGUGCAAUCCUGACUAUGAGAAGAAGGGAUAUUUUGCAGAUUAUCAUAAGGUGCACUUUUUGUUUGAAACAACUCCCUAUGAAAGAACAUUGAUGCUUUCAGCUGUGUUUCUGCUUGAUAUCGAACAUUUCGGAAAUUAA